Aspergillus sclerotioniger CBS 115572 is the source of this 1108-nucleotide messenger RNA. RefSeq lists its product as uncharacterized. The transcript has a single exon. The record is from RefSeq and is a predicted model, not a curated record. Bases 265 to 1011 code for a protein of 248 amino acids. Lineage: Eukaryota; Fungi; Ascomycota; Eurotiomycetes; Eurotiales; Aspergillaceae.
CUAGGCGCCAGCCUUCCGAUGAUUGGGCUUUCGGACAUCUUAUCGCGCGAUUCCAGCCCUUCACCGGUUGCACCCAAUCAACCCCCUGUUCCUGAUAUUAACCAUACCUACGAUGAUAAGCACCAGUGAAGCCCCUCCUUGCCCUGACCCCGUGCACAAGAGCCGUGUCCGUGCUUAAAUCCACCAUCACCCCCCACCAUCCAUCCACUACCCACACUCUCAUAGCUGCUCCUCUUUCCAAUCUCAACUGACCACCACCUCACCAUGGCAACCACCACCACUACUUCCGUCCGUUACUCAACCGGCAAAGUAGCCACCUCCGAAUCCGCCAAGGCAUUCCCCUGGGAAGCCCCCAUCCCAGUUGACCCCUUCUGGGACAGUUUCGAAUACUGCACCGCACGAAGCUUCCUGAGUAACUUCACCGAUGACGAACUAGCAAAACUACCCAUCGACGCUUACAGCACCGCAGACCACCAAACCAAGCUCGGUCUGCUCCUCCAACUUCUAAACGACAAGCUCACCCAGGAAGAAGCCGCCACCUCCCCACCCCAGUCCCUCUACGAGGCUGACUACAAGCGCUGGUAUUCCCUCUGGUCAGGCAUCUUUACCAUCCAGAACAACCUGAACCUCCCCGAGGCGGAACAGACAGUUCGCAUGCUCGUCGAGAAGCGACCGGACCCGAAUAACGUCGACCCGUCACACAUGCUAGCCGAGUACCUCGUCAAGGUGGGAAAGUAUGAAGAGGCAGAGGAGACGGCAAAACCGGUGUGUGCGGGGAUGGAUGCUCUGCCGCGUCUGGGCAAGGACUCGCCACAGGCACUCAACGCUCGUCGGUUUAUCGCCAAGGCUGUGUGGUUCCAGGGUCCGGGGAGAAGGGAGGAAGCUGAGGCAUUGGUGGCGGAACUUAAGGGUCUGGUGGAUGGAAUGGGUGCGGGUAAAUUUGGGGUGUAUCAGGAGGAGGAGAGACGGUUGAAUGGGGAGAUGUUGGCGGAGUUGGGCUUGGUUGCGUGAUGUUAUGCUCGGCUGUUGGUAGCUGUACUAAUCAACUGUCAAGAGACUUUGAUGGUGAUGGUACUGAGCAUAGUGCAUAUGGCAUUCAGAAUUCGAG